AUAUUUUAAUACCUGUGACGAUAAAUACGUCUCACCCCUAUGACGGAAUAAUUUUAAAUUUUUAAAUAUCCUGUAUUCUGUAGGUACCUCCCUAUUUUGUAUCCUUUAAAAAUACUUUGUCCAAUACUAAUAAAUUUGCCUAACAAGACCCGUAAAAAGUGGAUUUAUUAAAACAGUAAAAUGAGUCGUAUUUUUUUAUCUUCAAUGGAAUUGUCAAUUAAUCCUUAGGUGCCUUUGGCAUGUUGUGUUAUCACAGCAAAAGUGUAAAAUUUUGUUUUAUUUAUCCCAAAAGUCCCGUAGAUGUUAAUAAUGCGUACAUAUUCUCGCAAACCAGUGCAGCAUAAGAACUACAAUGGUCUACUGGACUUAUGUCGCUUGUGUCUACAGAAAGUUUCUAAACCAGUGCCACUAUUUGAUGAGCGAAUAGAUAAUAAUGUAUCAUUAUUGCCUGCAAGGAUAAUGAUAUGUCUUGGUUUGGAGUUACAGCUAAAUAUUAGAGAAAAUGUUGCAGAUCACCAGGGAUGAAAAUUUACCUAACAUGAUAUGUUCUCAGUGCUACCAAGAUCUAGAUAAUUAUUAUAGUUUUAAGACAAAAUGUCUUUUGUCUAAUGAGAAACUCCAUGCAUAUGUACUAGCUACUAGGGAUAUAGAAAAUAGGAAAGAAGAUUUAGAAUUAAAGAUAAGUAAUAUUUGUAGUUUGCAAUGUACUUUACCAGAGCUCGACGGGGAGAGUGGUUCCAAUGAGUUAGACGAUGAUGACAUCGUUUUAGCCUUAACUGACGAAGAUGCUUUGGAAGUUAUUAACAUAUUUAGGCAAACAACAGCCUGUUCCGGGGAUGAAGAAGAUGAGGAAGAUGAAAGAGUUCAAAGUGUAUCAACAUCAUAUCACAUUAAUGAAAGCUUAGACUUUCUCAACUCAGCUUCGGAAUCACCACCUCCCAUACCAGAGGACAUACCAGGAUAUCUUUCCACGAUUUUAGUACAACUUGGUGUUUUUAUAAAGAAAGAUGAACAAAUAAAAGUGAUAGAUAAAUCAUUCCGCAAUGUGCAACUGGAUACAGAAGAGGGAUCUGUGACGUUGGAGAUUGUAGAAGUUGAACAUCCUCCACCAAAACAGGGGUUACAAGAUUUCCUAGACAGAGAAAUAGAGGAUGACAGUGAUAUUAAUUUUGUAUACAAUGCCAACCCUGGCAUUAGGGACACUAUAAGCUGUGAGACUUGUGGCAAGCAGUUCAGCCGGCGUGGUGCGCUAGUGCGGCACGAGCGAGUACAUUCCGGGGCGAAGCCCUUCGUGUGCCGGAUCUGCCAGCGAGCCUUCUCUCAGAAGGAGGUCUUGCGAAGGCACGAGCACACACAUAAAGCUCAAAGGCCGCACGCGUGCUCCGCCUGCGACAAGAGCUUCGCGCAACCCGCGUCGCUGCGGGCUCACCGGCAGACGGCGCACGCCACACAGCCUCGCCCACUUCUGCUGCACCCCUGUAACAUCUGCAGCAAGGUGUACCUGCACGCCUCGGGUCUGUGCCGCCACAUGUGGACGCAUGAGGGCCGCUUAUUCUCGUGUGCUGACUGUGGUAAGUCCUUCCGGGACAAGAGCUCGCUGCUGCGACACAUCAAGACGGUCGGCGCACACAAUCACACCAAUACGGAUCAGCAGUUGAAGACAGAACCGCGCGACAACGCGCUCGAUACCUAGCCUUAUGUCUAGACAAAUAGUUGAAUAUGGGGAAAUAAUUCAUAUAUUUGUCAUAAAGAAAAAUCUUAUAAUUCCUUUAAGUUCGACAAUAACCUGAUGGAAUUGAUAUUUGAGCCAUUGUUGAGAGGCAUGGCCACUUUGAACUCAAACACCGCUGAAGAAACUUGAGUUGUUCAGGCUGGUUGAUCUGGGGGUAGUUUUUGAGUGAUGAAGAAUUAUAAAAUUGUAGGCAGGAAUUAGAGGAAAGGCUCGUAAUAGUGCCUGUAGGUAAACAUACGAUGCGGAAGACGCAUAUCGGUGCCAUGAACGGAGCCUUGGAGGUUAUAAUCCAAGCUGACGUUAAAGUUACUUCUGCACCAGAUUAGAUGGGGCAUAUAGUCUUCAUUCUUCUAGUACUUUGUAAGUAGUUAUCCAUAAGCGAGGCAACACUUGUGUCAGACAAUGGGGCAUCGGUUUCAUCUCGGGCAGGGACUGUUUGACAUUUGUAUGUCAACUUAUGUCUUCAUCGGAUACCUGCCACAUGCACCUACCUAAUACGCGACUCACAGUUCCCCUAACCCCGAUGCAAAAAUUAAACGUAUUUAUUUACGUACUAUAUUCGCUGUGCUUAAAUAACUCUACUCUUGCAGAUAUUUAAUGUUGUGAUUAUUGAAUGUUAAUUAAGAUUUAAAAAAAAUGUUGUUCGUAAAGUGAUUUAUUUAUUUCAGUCUUCGUGGCUCUAUUAUAGCUUUAUUGAAAUUAUAUUGGUGAUUUUACAAACGAGACAUACUUGUGUAGCUCAUAGAGUCUAGAUCUAUCUACUCUUGCUGUCCGCAGCAGUCGUUCUACGAUCUCAUUGGUGGGUUGUGUGCUGGACAGCGAUACAGCCACGUCGGAUGGGUUUGACACGCCACUUAAGUAGUUUACGAGAUGCUUAAUCAUGUUAUGUAGAAUGUAGAAUGUUUCUGAGUUAUACUGUUUGAAUAAAUGUGAAUCAAUCUUAA
Messenger RNA from Leptidea sinapis, 2676 nucleotides. RefSeq names its product zinc finger and BTB domain-containing protein 14-like. Gene Ontology annotation, cellular component: nucleus. Gene Ontology annotation, molecular function: RNA polymerase II cis-regulatory region sequence-specific DNA binding; DNA-binding transcription factor activity; zinc ion binding. NCBI's taxonomy places the organism in Eukaryota, Metazoa, Arthropoda, Insecta, Lepidoptera, Pieridae. Bases 503 to 1693 code for a protein of 396 amino acids. The record is from RefSeq and is a predicted model, not a curated record. The transcript is spliced from 7 exons. Gene Ontology annotation, biological process: regulation of transcription by RNA polymerase II.